Molecule: messenger RNA, 4635 nt
Organism: Oncorhynchus mykiss (rainbow trout)
Lineage: Eukaryota; Metazoa; Chordata; Actinopteri; Salmoniformes; Salmonidae
Gene: tbx21
Product: T-box transcription factor 21
Biological process (GO): regulation of transcription by RNA polymerase II; lymphocyte migration; positive regulation of DNA-templated transcription
Cellular component (GO): chromatin; nucleus
Molecular function (GO): RNA polymerase II cis-regulatory region sequence-specific DNA binding; DNA-binding transcription factor activity, RNA polymerase II-specific
Source: RefSeq, marked provisional
AGAUACUGGUAGGGACUCUUGUAAAAAGAAGAUAAGACAAUCGAAGACCAAAGAUAAAAUAAUUAGCCAGUUUAUUUUAAUAAAUAGUAGGCUAUUUUAAAUGAUUGCCAAUUUGUUGGAAUAUUUAAAUGUAAGGUGCGUUUUCCAGAAGUCGAUAGAUUUAUUGGUAUAGGAACUUUAGUCAAUUGUACUUAGCUCGAGUGAGGAAAAAAACAUCGGUAGGUGGACGAAAUGUUUCAGUUUGUGCAUUUAUCUCAAAAUCCGUAAACGCGCUUUCAAUUCACUGGACGUGAAACAGGGGCACCGUGAACCUAUGACAUUGCACAUACACUGAGACUGGGGCUGCAAAUGGGCGGCAUAGGUGGCAAUCUUUACCUCAGUAUGUUGAAUGGGACAGAUACGCAAACUUUCGGAAAAGACACCGAUAUCAACAAUCACCUUCAACGCAGCAAGAAUUCCGUGGAUUUUAAAAUGGGAAUUCAGGACACCAGAUUAUAUUACCAAGACUCAAUUCAAAACGGACAGGACGGAUCGGCACUGCCGUACCACGCAGACCAAACUGUGGCCGGAUUCGGAGCGCAACCCGGGAGGUUUUACUCACCAACUCCCCACAAUAGCUGCCAUUUCAGCAGUGUCAGGUCGCCGACUAGAAACGGAACGGGACAGACUUAUUUACCAACGGGAAGCGAAGGUUUCUCGACAACUAGCAAAGAAGUUUACCCUGCCUCUGCGGAGAGUUAUCCCGCACCCGUUCAACAUGGGUACUAUCGCGCGCCACUCUACCCAUUACCUGGGCUACAGGUGUGCGGAAAGACGCAGGCUCUCCUCAACAACUAUCCUCUGUGGGCGAAGUUCCACAAAUACCAAACCGAAAUGAUCAUAACGAAACAGGGGCGGAGGAUGUUCCCCUUCCUGAGUUUCAACAUCAGCGUUCUGGACCCGUCAGCCCACUACAAUGUGUAUGUGGAUGUGGUCCUAUCCGACCAGCACCACUGGAGGUACCAGGGAGGCAAGUGGGUCCAGUGUGGCAAAGCAGAGGGUAACAUGCCAGGGAACAGGAUGUAUAUGCACCCAGACUCUCCCAACACAGGGGCUCACUGGAUGAGGCAGGAGGUAUCGUUUGGCAAGCUCAAGCUCACCAACAACAAGGGCAGUGCCAACAACGUGGGCCAGAUGAUCGUUCUGCAGUCACUUCAUAAGUACCAGCCACGGUUGCACAUCGUCGAAGUGAAGGAGGAUGGUUCUGAGGACCUCUUCCUCACCGCCAAGGCCCAGACCUUCGUCUUCCCAGAGACCCAAUUCAUCGCCGUCACAGCCUAUCAGAACGCAGACAUCACCCAGCUAAAAAUAGACCAUAACCCCUUUGCGAAAGGUUUCCGGGACAAUUAUGACGCGCUGUACGCACCACCUGACUCGGACCGCGUCACCCCCUCUCCCACCGAGGGCCAGCAGCUUUUGGCAGGUACCUGCUAUACCCAGGGGUACCUGAUGGACCAGUACAUGAACCCACUGCCCCAGAACCGCUUCUACAGCCGGGAGCACAUGGCAGCCAUGGGCCAUCAGACCAAAGACCCCUCAGCCAGCCCCCACAGCCGCUGGUACCGCUCCCCCCAGCAGAGUGUCACCUCCAACCGGCUGGACUUUAACUCCUAUGAGGGUGACUUCUCCAGCAACAGCUUCUACAAGCCCUUCCCCCUGCAGACGUCGGCCCACCACACGCUGAGCUACUACGAGGACAGCCCGUUCGCCACGGCCAGCGUAUCCGUCUCAGGAGCCUCCUCGGCAGCCUGGAGCACCGGCCGGCCCUCCCCUCAGUACCUCAACCAUCACUGUUCCAGUAAAGUCGGCCCCAGUCUAGGCUGGUUCAGGCCUGUGUCCUCUACCUCUCCAGGUCACCCCAGGCUCCACCCCCCGUCCCUCCUGGAGCCACUCCGCCCCCCACCUUCACUGCAGGACAAGCCCAAGGAGGCGGGGGUGGUAGGAGAGGACCUCUGGCUGGAACCCCCCUCGGUCAAAUCGGUGGACUCUGCUGACUCCGGCCUGUUCGAGGGCGGGGCAGAGGGCAAGAAGCGACGAGUGUCACCCUACGCUUCCAGCACGGAGAACUCGCCGCCCACCCGCAGCGUGGAGGUCUGUGAAAAGGACUGCAGUAGCGAUGCCGGCUACUACGGCUUUUAUACCCACUGAAGCCGCCCCACCCACCACGUAAAUACCGUCUCCUAGUGUCCCCCUCCUGUCCUCUUUGUGCUUUGGUAUCUCCCACAUGGCCGUGUCUCUCUGCCUGUCCCAUGACAUGUAAUGGCGCUGGACUGAAGCUCCAUUGGCCACAGAACGCCAACAUCACAGAUGGGCCAGGUAAAUGGCACCUCAGCCAUUUUGACACAUACAGACAGACUGGACCUCUCGACAGGCCAAAAGGGAGGCUUCUCUAAGGUUGUGUUUUGGUUACGUGUUUGAGGACAAGGACCUCCUAAGGUCAGGCAGGAACACUUUGAACAUGACUGUUAAUGUGUGCGAGGGCCAAAGUGCAAAGGCAAUAUGACUGGGUCCACAGACACUGCCCUAGAAACAUACAGACACACAGACCUUUGACUUAAGUCUUUUUAACGUUUGGGGAUUCAAAAAUAAGACGUCUGCACACCUGCUGACAGACCCCUGCAGGGACUGUCCAGUCUUCCCCCAUCACACUCACACACAGACACACACUCUCUUUCACACACACAUGCUCACACAAAGACACACGCUCUCUCUCACACACACACAUACUAUUCUCCAGCUCCACUUUUAGUAUAUGCUCGCAGUCACAUGAACCAAUGUACUGAGACGCAGACACGACUGGUUGUAUGCUAAUAACAAAACGGAAUCAUUUCUGUCUAAUCCUCUGUCUGAGGAGUUUGGAACUCCCCCUUGUGACAGCAGAGAAGAACUGCAGGCUGAUGGCGAGCGCGCAGGCGAGAGCAGAGGCCAGCGUCAGGUGUUAGAGGUGAGGGGAGCUUAGCAAGCACAUGACCUGAAGGGUCAAGGCUAAUCAGUAUCAAGGCUGACGGGCCACUCUUCCUGUGACCUACUGUCGCCUACAUCAGGUCUGUCAUUUAGAACAACACAGCCUUAGCAGCCAAUCCAAAGACUCACAACACAAUGGAAAUCAGCAUAUCUCACGGACAAUCUGAGGCAACUACAAAGGCGAUGAAUUAAAACGUGAGCCAGUCAGACAACACACAACGGAAAUCAUUACCAGCAGGGUAUAUGGUUUUUGGUUUUUACUUUAGGUUCAUCAUGUCGUGACAAAGACACAGCUUCCUGGCAGAUCUAUAGAGAGAGGAGAGGGCGAUAGAGGAAGUCUCUGGGGGUGACUCUGGGUGUGACAGGCAGCCUCUUACUCAGAGGACCCUGGGAUACUGGUGGUCUAAAACCACAUAUUGCUGGGUGUGUGUGCUCCAAUUGCGAGGCCAUAAGAAAUGACAGGAAUAUAAUCAAGGCAAGGCCUCAUUAUUUAUUGCACUUAUGAUUACGGUAUAUCGUACACAGAGGACACAUGGCCUUAUUAAGUGACAGGCCAGCCAUGAAAACAUGACUCACAAACACAGUCACUCACUCACACUGGAAGGUGACCAAAACAAAUCCACUUUUGAGUUUUAAAAAAGACAAUGGGUCUGUGUGUCUACAGUCAGCCCUACUGGCUAUGAUUGAAUAUACUUAAUGUAAGAUUAUUUUUUUUUUAAACAUUUUUUAUCCUACUUACAUAUACUGGAUGUUCAUUUUGUUUACCUCCUCAAGGUGUUUUUAUAUUAUUAAUUCAUGAAUUGUACAGAUGCCAACUUUCAAAGGGAAAUUCUGCCAUUUUGUGUCAGGCUAAACUGCCUUUCUACAAACAAACAGAGAAGCUGGUUUUCCUAUUGGAAGGCGGAAGAAAUCAGUGAUUCUCUGACAUAAAACUGGAGCAAUAGGAUGGAGAAGACAAUCAGAUCUGUGGUAUUGCAGAACUCUUGUAAAUGAAAUAUGUAAAUACGCAAACAGAAAGACACCUUCCCUAAACCGAGCUUAGCAUAAUGUGACUUUGCUGUGACACCAUCAUAAUGCAAUAAUGCCACAGCACAAUAAAGGUCAUUGGACUGACUUCAUGUACUACAAAAGGGGAAAGGAAAUCAACUGGAAUUUAAAAAGUCUAGCUAUAGACGCUUUCUUAUGUAGAGUUGAUCUUAUGCUGGACACUAUAGAAAUAUAUUGCUAACAUGAGUCUCUUCCUGAAAAGUUAAUUUUACCCUUAAGCAGUUUAAAUGAAUGAAAAUGGGGACUUCAUUAUUACAGUUGUUUGUUAAGAGGUGGAAAAUUCGUUGUUAUUUAAGUGCAAUUAAAAUGAGAUGUGAAUUAACGUUUUAUUUAUAAAGUGUUCAGUAUUGCAAGAGCAAAUGAAAAACAUUGAUUUGAUCAAAUGUUUGGAAAAUGUGCAGAAAUGAUUUACUCUAUCUUGUGCUACAUGAUUUUGUAUGUGACGCUGUCUGGCACUGUGACCUGCAUUAACAUGACUGCUAGUGAGUUGAGAGAUAUAGAUCGUUCUGUCUGUACGUGGUGUAGACUCCUCAGGACGGCCUCCUGGUGUACAUCUCCUUACAAUAAACAAAACAAACUCCUGCC